Monascus purpureus is the source of this 2962-nucleotide messenger RNA. The record is from the annotation of a GenBank genome assembly. Lineage: Eukaryota; Fungi; Ascomycota; Eurotiomycetes; Eurotiales; Aspergillaceae.
GUCGUUGACGGAAGAUGGAUGAGGACGGGUAGAUAAUUAGAUGGAAGAACUCGGUCAGUCGGUUGGUUCCAGCGGGGGUUGUUGGCUGAGUGGUAUCAGCGCCUCCCGCAGGCCGCUUGGAACCUAACAGAGUCGGUCACCAGAGAUCCCCAACACGGCGUCAGAGACCGGAACAAGAACAAGCUCCUUUCUCCUAAAACAGCGAGCGUGUCUCAGAAUUCCUGGUUCGAGGCUGACUCGCCCCUUAUCAACCCGGCAGUCUUCACUAGGCACCCGCCAAACGAGCAGUGAGCGCAUUAACGCCCCAGUUAUCAUCACGGUAUACAGCACACUCUCCUAAGCAUGCGUGCCUCUUCCAUUGACGGCCCUUCAAUCCGUUUGCGAGGGCAGUGGGAUACCGCCACAAACCAUGGCACUCCCUGCGACAUCCUCGUAGCCGGGAAAUACGAUGAGUGGAACAAGUAUCCAGGUUAGUUCCCAGAAUUCCUACACACGAAAUGAGGAAGACCAGGAAUGUGUCGCUGCGCAUCUGUCGAAACAACAUGCCCAAAGGGUUGCUGCGCGACUCGCGAGCUCGGGCGGUCUUAUUUACCUUGAAGGACAACCUACGAUCAAUUGGGAGGACUCCGACCAGCCGCGUGCCUUCAGGCAAAGGCGUUACUUCUUCUAUCUCAGUGGAGUGGACGAGUUGGACUGCUACCUUACUUACGAUAUCGAAGCCGCUCUGCUGACACUAUAUAUUCCGGAUUUUGACUUGCGACGUGCCGUAUGGAUGGGCCCGACUCUUACGUUGGAGGAAGCUCGAGCGAGGUACGAUGUUGAUCGAGUACGGUACUUCUCCAGCAUGCAAAGCGACAUUGAACAUUGGGCGAGCAAGAACAACAAAAAGAAUCCUGUUUUCAUCCUCCAUGACUCCCAGAAACCGCAUGUUUCGUCUACGAGCCUCAAUUUGGACUCUGAACGACUCAUGUCUGCUGCAAACGCUGCCCGGGAAAUCAAGGACGAGCAUGAGAUUCAACUCAUACGUCGCGCCAAUGAAAUCUCCGCCUUGGCUCAUAGGGCGAUCCUGGAGAAUAUACACAGGAUGUCCAACGAGACGGAGAUUGAGGCAUUGUUCUUGGAUACCUGCGUUAGUCAAGGGGCAAAGAACCAAUCCUAUAGCAUCAUUGCCGGUUCUGGUGAAAAUGCAGCAGUGCUUCACUAUGUCAAGAACGAUGAGCCCCUCAAGGGCCGACAACUAGUCUGUCUGGAUGCUGGCGCUGAGUGGAACUGCUACGCGAGCGACGUGACCCGUACAUUCCCGCUGACAGCAGAGUGGCCCAGCGCGGAAGCCCGGAACAUCUACCACCUUGUGCAGGAAAUGCAAGAGGAGUGCAUCAAGACCAUCAAAGAAGGUGUCCGGAUGCUGGAUUUGCAGAGGGUUGCGGAAGAACUGGCAGUCCGGGGAUUGAAGGAACUGGGCAUUCUCAAGGACGGAGAUGUGGCCGAGCUCCUCGAGUCUGGGGUGUCGAAAGUGUUCUUCCCACAUGGACUUGGGCAUCACGUUGGCCUCGAAGUCCACGAUGUCUCAGCCGCCUUGGCCCGGAGCGAGAGCAGCGGAGACGUCAUACAUGGCCCAAUGCUGCCAGCCACAAGUCAUGCCCCUUGUACAGCCACCGCGCCCGCUCUGGAGGAGGGGAUGGUGGUGACCAUUGAACCCGGCAUUUACUUUUCGCGCUACGCGCUGGCCAAUGCAAAGAAGACACAGCCGUUGGCCAAAUACAUUGACUUUGAUGUUGUGGAGAGAUAUCUUCCCGUUGGUGGCGUUCGGAUAGAGGACGACAUCCUGGUCAUGAAGCAUGGGCACGAGAACCUGACCACGGCACCGAAGGGAGAGGAGAUGUUGGAGAUCAUCCGUAACGGAAGAAAGUAGUUGAUCAGUAGCAAGAUACCUAGAAAGAGAGAGAGAGAGUGUGUGUGUGUGUAUGUGUGUGUAGAUGAUUAUGGAUCAGUUGAUAAUGGCCAUCCCGUGUUCCGUGGGCAACCCCAGGGCGCACGGCAAUUAAUUGAAGAUUCCUAGAUGGAAGUCGUGCAUAUUUGCUGUGCCGACUGCAGAUCUCGGAAUGUCCCGUAGACGGAAUCAGGCGCAACGUGGAUGCCGAAGGAACAGAGAAAGGAUCAAUCUAUUGCAUUGCAUGAUGCUAUUUAAUGUCCGUCUACUCAUUAAUGUCUACUGUAUUGCCGUGUACAUCUAGAUUAAUAAUUUCCUAGGCCCCCCGUCUGUCCUCAUCCUCCCUGCGAAGUUCAAGGGGCGAAUUGAAUUGCCUAUCGGUCGACCGUCGGAUUCGGACGAGAGUUCUUUCAAGCUGGAUAUCAGUGCGCGUGCAGGGGAGAUACGAAGAAGGCUCGAUUGGUGUAAUUGGCAUUACUAGUUAGGGAAAUAUAAUGAGCGACUGGAGAUAACGGUGGCUGUUGCAGCAACCGUGCGCAGGAGUUUGCGAGUCGCCCAAAGCGUCGAGUAGGACAGCAGCCAAGCAGUGUAACGUCGUUGUGUACACUGUAAAGUACGGAGGUCAGACUACACUAUACGUACAGCUGUGGUUCACGACUCGACGUGUAUUCACCAGAAUAGACUGUACUACGGUACACCACUUGUACAGUGAACACUGGAUCAAAUUACUAUUCUUCCUAAAGUUCCGACUUCUCCACGCCAUUCGAAACACCACCGAAAGUACACGGACAUUAUUCCCACCUCCAGGCCAUGACGAUUCUGCAGGAAUGGCUGUCACACCACUCGGGCCGCGUUUCGCGCAAGUCGUUUCCAGAUCAAGCAGCAAUCAUAAAGCAUCUAUGCAGCAGAUAUGCGAGUCAGAGGGGCUGCGGGUAAAUUGGGCGCUAAACACGGCUUUCUUGAAAAAGAAAAAAAAAAAAAAAAAGAAAAGAAACUUCCAAGCUGUGCUGUUCGCCUCCCAAUGGCAAGAUA